Molecule: messenger RNA, 1181 nt
Organism: Rhododendron vialii
Lineage: Eukaryota; Viridiplantae; Streptophyta; Magnoliopsida; Ericales; Ericaceae
Product: psbP domain-containing protein 1, chloroplastic
Exons: 3
Coding region: 58-1023 (321 amino acids)
Biological process (GO): photosynthesis
Cellular component (GO): extrinsic component of membrane; photosystem II oxygen evolving complex; photosystem II
Molecular function (GO): calcium ion binding
Source: RefSeq, a predicted model, not a curated record
CCUCCCUCCCUUCGGCUCUCUCUCUCUCUCUCUCUCUCUCUCUCUCUCUCUCUAAAUAUGGCUGCAGUGCUCGAACUGCUGCCCCCGCCGCCCCUCUCUGCUGCGGGUCAUCGGCUUACCAUGGCGUCUCCUUCCCCGGGGGUCGCCUCGCCGUCGCACUGGCUCACCGCAUUCCGAAAUUCACGAGGUUCUUGCCGUCGUCGUCGCCCCUCAUUUUCUUGCAAAGCCCAAACUGUAAGUGUUCUAGGGAUCAGAUUUAUGUCCUGUAAAUUACCAUUCUUGGUGUAUUUGCCUACGUCUCCAUGGUCUACGGCAUUCUCCCACAUGCGAUGGCUUCUCACAGAAUAUUUUCUAUUAUAUGAUCAGACUAAAGAUUUUGCAAUUUCAAGGAGGAAUGCAGCGACAUUGAUCUUUUCAAGUUAUAUCUUGUCACGGGUAGAUCUGCACGACACUGCAAUUGCACAACAAUUGGUUGAAUUGAGGGAGUAUAUAGAUACUUUUGAUGGCUAUUCAUUCAAGUACCCUAGAAAUUGGAUUGAAGUCCGAGGAGCUGGUGCUGAUGUUUUCUUCAGGGACCCAUUUGUUCUCGAUGAGAAUAUUUCGGUGGAAUUCUCUUCGCCUUCAUCUUCUAGCUACAAGAGUGUAGAAGAUUUGGGUUCACCAGAAGAUGCUGCAAAGAAAGUGCUUAAGCAGUAUUUGACAGAGUUCAUGUCAACUAGGCUUGGAGUCAGGCGCGAGUCGAGUAUUCUUUCCACAUCUUCAAGAGUAGCUGAUGAUGGGAAGAUGUAUUAUCAAGUUGAGGUGAAUAUAAAGUCAUACGCAAACAACAACGAGUUAGCUGUCAUGCCAAAGGACCGAGUAGCUCGUUUGGAGUGGGAUAGGCGUUACCUUUCAGUUCUUGGAGUUGAAAACAAGCAGUUGUAUGAAUUGAGGUUACAAACACCUGAAAAUGUAUUUGAAGAGGAGGAAACUGAUCUCAGGCGAGUUAUGGAUUCCUUCAGAGUGAACAAGAUAGCUGGUUGAUCCAUUACAUCGCAGAACGAUUUUUUCAGGCAUUUUAUGAUCCAAAGAUUUUGUUCGUCGCUCCUUUUCUGUUUUCCAACUUUUAAUGCUUUAUUGGCAACCAAUAACUUGGAGUUACGUACAUUUCUUGGUUCGUAGUAUUAACUUUCGUUCUCACA